AUGUACUGCUUUACCCACCGCUUUACGCGGGAAAGUAUUCAUAGGGAAGAUUAUGCGAGCGUUGGAAGGAAAUUCUCAUCUGCCACUAUCUCCGACUGGUAUAGCUACUGCAGGGAAGCAGUAGUUAUAUUUCAGUUAGACCACCAAGAAUUCAAAGGGAAAAUUGGUGGUCCAGGUAAGAUAGUGCAGAUUGAUGAAAGUAAAUUCGGGAAACGGAAAUACAACAGAGGAAGACGCGUAGAGGGGCAUUGGGUGCUCAGGAUGAUAGAGGAUGGCAGCGAGGACCUCAGACUGGAGGUAUGCCCUGAUAAUGUACGUUCCGCUGAGGUCCUCAUUCCUCUCAUACGUAAACAUGUGCAGGAAGGAACAACAAUAAGGACCGAUUUUUGGCGUGCGUAUGAAUGCCUCCCUGAUUAUGGUUACACCCACGAAAAAGUUAACCAUAGCGACCCUGGCAAUCCGUUUAUCGCCGAGGAUGGCACACACAAAAGGAGGCUGCCCUAG
Bactrocera dorsalis (oriental fruit fly) is the source of this 504-nucleotide messenger RNA. RefSeq lists its product as uncharacterized. The transcript is spliced from 3 exons. NCBI's taxonomy places the organism in Eukaryota, Metazoa, Arthropoda, Insecta, Diptera, Tephritidae. The record is from RefSeq and is a predicted model, not a curated record. The coding region runs from base 1 to 504 and encodes 167 amino acids.